AUGGGUCUCGACGCCAGGGAAAUCGCGGCCAAGUCAAAGGCCUUGCAAGCGGCCGGAACCCAGAAUGAGCCCGCAUCUGUGAUAGUGGGCAUACUCAAGGAAUUGAAGGACGGUGUUCAGGCAACGGAGGAGCUUCUGCGAUCCACCCGUAUCGGCAUCGUUGUGAACAAGUUUAAACAGCAUAAGGUCCCGGAAGUCGCACAGAUGGCGAGCGCGACAGUUACUAAGUGGCGUGUUGAAGUCAACAAGAUUAAGCAAGCAAAAGCAGCAGCGAGCCGGGGAUCCAGCGGAUCUCCUCUUCACACACAAAAUGGCACCGGUGCAUCGACACCUACCGCUGCUACCCCCUCCUCCGAUAAGGCGAAGUCGUCCGUGCCCCCAGACAAGCGAUCGUGGAAGGCCGAUGGUGUCGACGUCAACAAGACCGACAGCAAAUCGCGCAAUGCCUGUGUGGGACUGAUGUACGAUGGUCUGUGUCUUGGAUCAACUGAGUCAUCCAAGGCCGUUUUAAUCAAGGCUUGCGCUGUGGAAACUGCAGCAUUCACGGCAUUUGGACCGGAGUCGAACAAGGAAUAUGGCGCAAAACUGCGCAGUCUCUUCCAAAAUCUCAAGAACAAGUCGAAUGCCUCCCUGCGUACGCGCGUUCUGAGCGGAGAACUUGCAGCCAAAAGCUUCGUGACUAUGACAUCUGACGAGCUGCGCUCUGAUGAGCAAAAGGCAAAGGACGCCGCGCUUCAAAAGGAGAAUAUGGAUAAGGCCAUGGUGGCCCAACCUCAACGCAGUAUCAGUACCAGUUUGCAGUGCGGCAAAUGUGGUCAACGCAAGGUGACCUACACUGAGGCCCAAACCCGCAGUGCUGAUGAACCGAUGACACUGUUCUGCACUUGCUUGGCCUGUGGCAAGUCGUGGCGCCAGUGA
Molecule: messenger RNA, 918 nt
Organism: Penicillium taxi
Lineage: Eukaryota; Fungi; Ascomycota; Eurotiomycetes; Eurotiales; Aspergillaceae
Product: transcription elongation factor DST1
Exons: 1
Coding region: 1-918 (305 amino acids)
Biological process (GO): regulation of mRNA 3'-end processing; transcription elongation by RNA polymerase II; transcription antitermination
Cellular component (GO): nucleus
Molecular function (GO): RNA polymerase II transcription regulatory region sequence-specific DNA binding; zinc ion binding
Source: RefSeq, a predicted model, not a curated record